UGAUGGGUUGGACGUGGAUGUAAUUCCGCUAUUUUGAUGCACCAAAUCGACGGUUCCAUCCGUUAUGGAAAAAUUAUAUUUUGGGGAUCCAUAUAUUUCCUAAUCGGAUUCUGGAUUCAUAAUGGAAACAUAAAUCACUUUCAUAGAUCAUCAGAACCUACAAAAGUAAAAUCAUCACUGGGAUAGGAUCUCACAGAUCUGAAAACGGGUUAGGAGGGCAAUCGGAUCAUCAUCUUACGUACAUAUUAAAUCUCCGUCUUGUCAUACUUCUUCAUCAGAUUUUCCUCGUUUGAUUUAUUGAUUGAGUAUUGUUCAGAUCCGUUUUCUCUGCUUAAAUCGAAUGGCUAUGUUUGAUGUUAUAAUUCGAUGCAUGGUUUCUAUCUUUUGUGGUGAGUGUCUUCCGUUAUUUGCAAAUAAUAAAGCAGUUCUUCCCGAUUCUCAUGAAAACCAUGUUCCUGAUAAUACACAAAUUUCUCCCUUGGAUAAUCUUCUGGUAGUUGAUGGUCCUCUCCCCCUCCCUGAUCUUCCAACCGAUAUUAUCGCAGACAUAUUUGGUAGACUUCCAGCAAAGUGCAUCUUCAGUUUGCAAAGGGAUUCGCAAGCUCUAUAUGACUUGAUCACAACUCCACUCUUUACACGGACGCACCUAAAUCGAGCUACUUCACCAUGUAUUGUUGUGCAAUCUCUUACGCUACGUUUUAACAGUUGCAUCAAGAUUUUUCUUUUCGACGAGAACUCUGAGAAUAGAGUUGAGGCUAUAAGCUUGGAUCUUAGACGAUGUGAUGCAUAUUGCUGGGGGAAGUCGAUGAUUCUUUUCGAUUCAUACGAUGGGUUUCUAUUAUUUAAAGACGACCAUAGUCGUUGGCCUGUUUUCUGUAUUUGGAAUCCGAUUACUAAACAACAAGUAAUUGUGACUUCUCGGUGUUCUCAUUAUUACGUGUGUGGAUUAUACUUCCAUCCUCGUAAGAAGGAAUAUGAAUUGCUUUAUGUAUGUUUCAUUGCUGGACGACAAAAUGAGUUCUAUAUUCUCUGUAUACGAACCAAUCAGAGAAGAAGAGCAGGUAGUGGCCGUUAUCGUCCAAGUAAUGCAAGUCCCGCUGUAAUUCUUAACGGCACCUUGCAUUGGAUGGUUGAUCGUAAAGGGUAUUUUUCCGAGAACCAUGUUUUCCCUAGCUUGUCGAACUCAAUAUUGUCAUUCAACAUAGAAACCGAGGAGUUAAGCACUAUGGAAGCUGUUAUGCCAUUUGAUGAUGAUAUUUUGACAAGGUUCGGUGAGCAGCUUCAACUUUUUGAGAUGAAAGGUGAUUUGUGCUUGUUUGAUCCUUCAUCAAUGUUUGAGGUGCUCAUAUGGGUCUUUAACUACAUGACCAAGUGUUGGGUUAAAGCGCAUUCUGCUGCCACGGUUUCAAAGACUCGUAAGAAUGUCUACUGGAAUUUUGAAAAGGUUUUGUACUACAGGAAGAAAGACCUACUUUUGGCAAGACGACGCGUGGAUGACCGAUUAUAUUCGGAAAUAUCAUUGGAUGGCCAAACGAGUCAUACUCUACAUUCUCCUCAUUGCUCUACUGUAUAGGGAGGGUUCGGAUUUGAUGAAUACGUAUGGCGUUAGGAUAAAUACGAUAGGUCCUACCUUGUACUCCAUAGCUAGUUAGCAAAUUCGUAAUAUUGGCGAAUCAGUGAAUUAUACGGAUUUUUGCAUAUUGUACGUGUCUGGUAUAAAUUCCAUCUUCAAUUCGUGUAUCAUAUGCUGCAAUGGGAUUUCCAUAAUUUUCAAUCUAUUAAAUGGUUCGCCACUAGGUCACCUCUCAAGUACAAGAAGAUAGAGAUAAGGUUGCGCUUUGUCGCCUUCUUCAUUCAUUACCUGUUCUAUUAUCAAGAGUGUUAGAACAGCUACCUGAUAUUGUCACAUCUUUCGCCUUUCUGAUGUCACGUUUUAACUUGUUGAAGAGAGUUUUGAGCUCACAAAAUCUUUCACAUUUAUUUUAUUAGAUUAAUUCUGGUGGGAGGUCUUGACUAGAUCUUGAUAAUACUCUUACUAA
Papaver somniferum (opium poppy) is the source of this 2039-nucleotide messenger RNA. Its product is annotated as F-box protein At3g07870-like. Gene Ontology annotation, molecular function: protein binding. The coding region runs from base 341 to 1573 and encodes 410 amino acids. NCBI's taxonomy places the organism in Eukaryota, Viridiplantae, Streptophyta, Magnoliopsida, Ranunculales, Papaveraceae. The record is from RefSeq and is a predicted model, not a curated record. The transcript is spliced from 2 exons.